AUGUUGAGCAUAUAACAUGCAAAAUGGACAAAAGCCGAGAAGAGCACAGCACAGAGGGCAACGAGAAUAGUGAUGAGGCAGAGUCUUCUCAGUGUGCUCCCGACAGCAACAACCAACUUUCGGAGCUCGCGGCUGUUGCCGCAAUAGCUGAACUGCUUGAAGUCGCCCUACAUGCUAUACUAUGCGUCCGUCAAGUUUAUCCCUUCGAAAUCUUCGAGCGUCGCGUUAAGUUCGGCAUUCCCGUCUUUCGAUGCACGGAUAGAACCAUCAACGAAUAUGUAUCAGAAGUAGUCAAGGCAAUCGGUGAAGAACUUGUAGAGGAUGCUGUUGAAAGGAUUAUAAUUAGUAUCCAUCAGCCAGCAACGCCCCUGGAGAAGUUCAUCUUUUCGUUCGAUAGAGCGAAGGUUGCCGGAACCGAACGCUCUAGGACCGAAGUUUUGCCGCUUGAAACUGUACAGAGACAAAUGAGAAGCAUGCUAAUGAAACUCAAUGCCAUUGAUGCUCAACUCCUUCCCCUUUGUGAUAGCGAUGAUUUGUCUUUUUCGGUAAUGAUGCAGCUGCGAGAAGGAGGAAAAUAUCGAAUAUCGGAAGACAAACUCGGCUUCGACAAUUUAUUGAUAGGCCCUGAAAGACAACAGACAGGAAAUCAUUCUCGAGGCACAAAGAUACACAACGCAAAUCUACUCCACGUCAUUAAGACGGGCUACCUUUCCGUAUGCCAUUGGCUAGCGUUUAUGUCAUGAAGUAACAGCUUCAUUAUACCAACUCAACAGGUCUCUCUUCACGUUGAACAGCUCGAACUGCCUUCAGCUUCAAAGGUACCAACAGCAAAUACAGAAGCAGAAGCUCCAUUCGAGAACUAGGAUGAGGAAAUUCUUGCUCCA
Molecule: messenger RNA, 884 nt
Organism: Fomitiporia mediterranea MF3/22
Lineage: Eukaryota; Fungi; Basidiomycota; Agaricomycetes; Hymenochaetales; Hymenochaetaceae
Product: DNA-binding protein
Exons: 6
Coding region: 24-743 (239 amino acids)
Cellular component (GO): zeta DNA polymerase complex
Source: RefSeq, a predicted model, not a curated record